Lindgomyces ingoldianus is the source of this 2853-nucleotide messenger RNA. RefSeq lists its product as uncharacterized. The record is from RefSeq and is a predicted model, not a curated record. The transcript is spliced from 2 exons. Bases 1 to 2853 code for a protein of 950 amino acids. NCBI's taxonomy places the organism in Eukaryota, Fungi, Ascomycota, Dothideomycetes, Pleosporales, Lindgomycetaceae.
AUGUCCUUAGCAUAUAAAGUGGAAGAGUUGCUCGCGCUAAGGGACUCUGUCUCUGAGUCGGCGGUGUCGAUUGAUAAGUUUGCCGACGAGGAUGUGAUCAAAGGUUGGAUCUGCGCCGCCGCUCGGAAAAAUCUUGCCCCAGCUCCGCCUUCGCGGGGUGCAAUCCGCACUAAAGAAUUUUCUGCCCUCACUUUUUCUUCAUGUCGCACACCAGGGCGUCAGAAAGCGUUUUUUGCUUCAGCGUGCCAUCUGCAAGUUGAACCACCCGCUAACUUUGCUUCAGAACACGUUUUGCGACCUUCUGCGUCUGCAAACGUCAUCGGCUUCAGUUCCGAAAAGGCUUCACGCUUGUCAAUGACACCUGGAGUCGCGUCCGCAGCAGCCGGUAAGAAGCCAUCACCUUCGCCCUCUGUCAAGCGAGGCAAGGCAGAGAAGCUUCUGAAAGAGCACGGGAGUCCCCCGGGCAUGCGAGUAACCGCCGGUGGUCGCGUCGUCCCCAGUGAUCUGCCACCGUUGGGCAGUGCUCGUUUCGCCAGCAACGGCUUCAAGCCUCAACCUCAGAGAACUGUUACCCCCGGCAACGUCUUGCCUGGUCAAGCACAACUGGACGUCAACAGCCUGUCGCAAAGCAUUCAAUUAAUCGGUGGGCAGCCAGUCCUCUGCGUCGGAGACCGCAUCUUCCAAAUUCCAACGUACGCUCAAAACCAGAACGCGCUAGGCGCUUUUGUUCCGACACUCACAGAUACCACGAGACCAACUGGCGAUACAACGAUGUCGUCUCUUCCCGUCUCAUAUCAUGGUGCCACCGGCACCGCCUCUCAGGUGAACGGUGGUGCAUCAGCAGACGGUCAAACACCACUAUCAACAUUCCUUGGUGUUGACCUGAACACAUUGAAGCAGCGCCAGCUCUUCAAGAAAGCAGAGCUCAAGAACUUGGAGCAGACGGAGGUGCUGCAAGCCUCCCACCAAAGCGAGGCCUGGAGAGCUGCUAUGAUCUCGAAGAAGAAGAGCCUGAUCUUGGAGCUCGAUGCCUUACGCAAACAAGUCAUGGCUCUUGAAGGUGCUACUACUUCGACAUCCCAAACGGUCGCUCUACCACACCCGAACGUGUCGGUCACUGUUCCUCCAGGUGCCACCUUUAUGCCUCAAUUCGGACAACAGUUCGUUCCGGUCAAUAUGCCUCCGCCGCUGUAUCAGCCAUAUGGUGGUUCCCAACCUCUCACGACAAACCCGCCGCAGCUCCUUAGUGACGGGGGUAUUUUCGUUCCAAACGAUGCUUCCAUUCGAGCAGCCUCAUACCCCCACGGCCCUGCCCCCCCAAUAAAUACUGACGUUCACCCUCAAUCCCCAGGCUCUGCCACGCGCCGUUCCCAUGCAAUUGAGAUCAAGCCGCCGAAGCAGCUUGGCCAGCGCUCUACCUUGGAUCCAAAGAGCCCCACAUAUGAGCCGGCUUUCAAAGCAGCGGCAACGUUCGAGAACUCCAGAACACUUUCUCUUCGAACGCCGUCUUCCCUCAAGCGCUCUCCAAUCCCCUCGGGUGAUGGCCAUGGAUUGCAACUCAGCAAGCGUGACGAGCGGGUUGUUACUCAAAACACAAGCACGUCAUCCAUUGACACGACGGAUUUCUUCCCACGAAAUACACAUGAGCACUCCUCCACACGAGUUGCACCUGGUAAGGUUUCUCCAUCAACGCCACAGAAAGAUUGGCCCCCGAGUCCAUGGAACCCGCCCUCACGAAGUGGGAGUAAUUCCAACUUGUCAGGACCUACGGUUCAGGCAUCACCAAUGAGGAGGCCGCCCUCACUCACAGAGGAGUUCAGCAAGUUAGGAGCAAACUCUCGUCGAGUCACCCCAACCAUACCGGACUCAGGAUUACCUGGCUUAGGAAAGGUCUCUGCCCAGCACACUUUUACGAAGCCGAUUAGCUUCUUGCUGUCCACCUACCAAGAGGGCUACCAGGCCGGCAUUUCCCACCUAGGACUGCCAACCAACCGAGAGGUGCUCCGCGGUUUCCUUGCAGGGCUCAAUGACUACUUGAAUAACAAGAUAUCCCGUGGUCCUUCGGCGGGCAACUUUCCUUUGUCAAGCACACUAUCAACGAGUUCGUCUGUCCGAGGUCAGGUUAUGAACACUACUCCACGUGACUCCGGUGUGAGUAUGUCGUUCCCGCGCCCAGAGUCAGCGUUGGUAGGACAGGAGAAUAUGCGGUCCAUAACUUCAACCUCGUUCUCCAGUGUUGGAUACCCACGCCAGCUCUCUGGCAACCAGGUUGGCAGGGGAACUCUGCCUACUAAUUCUCCAUUGAAACCCCACUAUGGGCCAACGAAGGAAUAUGCUACUGGGGCCGCCUUUGCGGAUUUGCGUUCCUUCUCAAGGACCCCUGGAAAUGGACGAUUAUCGCAGCUGGACGGCGCAAUGGAUGACUUGGCGGAGCUUCUUGACGACGCCCAACUCGGUGGCCAUAAGCAAACUGACGAUAAACCCCGUACGGAGGCCAUUACGGAGUCUGUUGAUACUGAGGCGUCAUGCUUCGGUAAAGGAAAACAGAAAAUGGAUUCGUCUCCAGCGAAGAAGUCUGAGACUUCCAACAAGUCUCCAGCCAAGGCGCGCCUAGGUCAAUUGACAAACAAGCUUCGACGUGAGCGAGAAGACGAUCCUCGCCAUCUUUCGCCAGAGGACAAGAAGAAUCACAAGGACAAGUGGCACAAACGGUUCGGAAUAAUCAAGCGCACUGAGGACAACAACGUCCAAGCAUACCUUCAAUCCCAAGCGGAGGAUCGACGCAAGAAGUCGAAGAAACCUUCCAAUGAGAAGAAGAAGGCAGACGGGGGCCUAGAGAACCUUGACGAGUGA